Messenger RNA from Fraxinus pennsylvanica, 1863 nucleotides. The record is from the annotation of a GenBank genome assembly. NCBI's taxonomy places the organism in Eukaryota, Viridiplantae, Streptophyta, Magnoliopsida, Lamiales, Oleaceae.
AUGCCGAUAAAGGGGAUGAGAAGUUUGUUGUUUUCACCAAAAGUAUCUGCUUCCACUUCUACUUCUACCUCUCCUUCUGUAUCUCAUUUUCCUUUGCCAUCAAGAUUUGGAUUCUCGCCUUCUAAGCCGAGCUUUUCCGAGUCGGUAAUGAAUCGGACUUUGGAAAUGGCUGACCCCAUAAUCAUGAAAUGGAACCCAGAAACCACCACCUUUGCAAAGGUUACUUCUUUAUUUUAUGAUAAUCGCAAGGAAGCAUUUGAUUUCGUCAAGUGGGUGAAAAAUCUGCAAAAGGCCAUGCAACUUUUCAUCACCGGAAACUCCAACUCAGAAAAAUUAGUCGGAGCGCAAAAUCUGAUGCAAAUUGCCAUGAAAAGACUUCAGAAGGAGUUUUAUCAGAUUUUGUCCAUGAAUCGAGCUCAUUUGGAUCCUGAAUCGGUUUCCACUCGAUCCUCUAGAACCUCGAUACACUCGAGCAUAUCUGAUUAUGGUGAUGAAGACGAUGAUGAUAUCAGGAUUGUGAAGGAGUCCAUAACUGAAGUAGAAGACGCUUCUAGUAUUGCAAUGGCAGAUUUAAAAUUGAUUGCGGAUUGCAUGAUUUCUUGUGGCUAUGCCAAAGAAUGUUUGAAAAUAUACACAAUUAUUCGAAAAUCGAUAGUGGAUGAAGGUAUUUUCAAGCUUGGGGUGGAAAAAUUCAGUGCUUCCAAGGUUCAUAAAAUGGAUUGGAAUGCUCUGGAAUUGAGAAUCAAUAAUUGGCUCAAUGCCGUGAGAACUGCAGUAAAGACUCUAUUCAAUGGAGAAAAAAUCCUCUGUGAUCAUGUGUUUGCUUCUUCAGAUUCGAUCAGAGAGUCGUGUUUUAACGAAAUCACAAAAGAAGGAGCCAUGAUUUUGUUCGGAUUUCCACAAAAUGUGGCCAAAAACAGCAAAAAAUCACCGGAGAAAGUGUUCCGUAUUCUGGACAUGUACACCGGCAUCUCGGAUCGCUGGCCAGAAAUUGAUUCCAUAUUCUCCUUCAGUUCAACUACCACCAUCAAAUCUCGGGCGCUGACGUCACUCGUUAGCCUCGGCGAGUAUGUACGGACCGCAUUGUAUGUCUUUGAAUCGGAUAUCCUAAAGGAUUCAUCAAAAUCUCCAGUAGCCGGUGCCGGAAUUCAUAAUCUGACGAUCGAUGUGAUGAAUUAUUUGUCGGCUCUCUCUGAUUAUAGCAAUAUUCUCUCCGAUAUCCUAGUUGAUUCACCACCGCCGGUGAAUAAUUCAGAACCGGAAUCAUACUUUGGAUUUACCGAUUCCGUCGAAUCUCCGGCACAACCGAUUACUCGACAUAUGGCAUGGCUUAUUUUGGUUCUCCUACGCAAACUCGACGUCAAAGCGAAGUAUUAUAAAGACGUGUCUCUCUCUUACCUAUUUUUAGCCAACAAUCUCCAAUACGUCGUCGUAAAGGUCCGAGCAUCAAAUAUCAAAAACCUCCUCGGUGAUGACUGGCUGUCGAAACACGAUUCUAAGGUCCAACAGUUCGCGGCGACGUAUGAGCGGCUGGGAUGGAGCCUCGUCACCAACUCUCUGCCAAGGGAUCCAAUGGCCGUGAGGACGCGAGAACAAGUCAAGGAAAUUUUUAAGAAAUUUAAUUCGUUGUUUGACCAGGUAUAUCGAAAGCAAUCUGUGUGCGUCGUACUUGAUAGUAAGCUCCGAGAUGUAAUAAAAUUGAGGUUAGCCAGGAAGAUUUUUAGAGGUUAUCAAGCAUUUUACAAUGCUCAUAGUGUAUCCAUGCAAAGAGAGAGAAAUUCGACGACUGUAGUUAGAUUUGCCCCUGAGGAUGUCGGGCAUCGUUUGUCAUCUUUGUUCUUUUCAUCGAAUAAUACCAUGUAG